AUGGCAGUUUUCAACCUCAGCUCCUCUGACAUGUCAACAUUCAUCCUAACAGGCAUCCCUGGCCUGGAACAUGCUCACAUCUGGAUUUCCAUCCCUUUUGCUACUUGCUAUAUUUUCUGCCUGUUGGGAAAUGUCUCCAUUCUGUUUGUGGUUGGCAAAGAGCAGACCCUGCACCAACCGAUGUACCUGCUACUCUGCAUGCUGGCACUCACAGACAUCACUAUCUCUACCUGUGUUGUGCCAAAGGCCCUGAGUAUUUUUUGGUUCAAUUUGAAAGUCAUCACAGUGAGUGGCUGCCUCACCCAAAUUACCUUCCUUAGUGCGGCUUUUUCAAUGCAAUCAGCCAUCCUUGUGACAAUGGGCUUCGAUCGCUAUGUUGCCAUAUGUAACCCUCUGAGAUACGCCACCAUACUCACCCACACACGGAUAGCUACGCUAGGGCUGGUUAGUUUAAUAAGAGGGAUUCUCUGUGUGCUUCCCAUACCCCUCAUGCUGAGCCAACUGCCGUUCUGUGGCAACCGCAUUAUCCCUCAUACGAUCUGUCAGGCUAUUCCUGUGGCAAGGAUGUUAUGCGGGGACCUCACAUUCUACAGGCUCUAUGGAUUGGUGAUGGCACUUACACUUGUUGGGUUAGAUCUGACACUCAUUGCCCUUUCCUACUAUCUGAUCAUCAGGGCCGUUCUUAGAAUCUCCUCUCAGGAAGCCAACCUGAAAGCCCUCAAAACCUGCACCGCCCACAUUGGUGUGAUGCUGAUGUUUUACACUCCCUACCUUUUCUCCAUUAUGACAAUUCGGUUUGGUGAGGGCAUCACUCCUCAUGUUCAAAUCUUCUUGGCCAACAUCUAUGUCCUUGUCCCUACCAUGCUAAACCCAAUCAUUUAUGGAGUCAAAACCCAAGAACUUGGUGAGAAAAUGAGGAAAAACAUCUGCAGAAUGUGA
This is a messenger RNA of Pelodiscus sinensis (Chinese soft-shelled turtle), 939 nucleotides long. The record is from RefSeq and is a predicted model, not a curated record. NCBI's taxonomy places the organism in Eukaryota, Metazoa, Chordata, Testudines, Trionychidae.